Molecule: messenger RNA, 360 nt
Organism: Cololabis saira (Pacific saury)
Lineage: Eukaryota; Metazoa; Chordata; Actinopteri; Beloniformes; Belonidae
Product: protein SPMIP2
Exons: 4
Coding region: 1-360 (119 amino acids)
Source: RefSeq, a predicted model, not a curated record
AUGAUGCGAAACAGGGAUAUAGCUGCAGGAGAGCCACAGCGUGGACAGAGAAUGCUUUUCACAGGUCCGGAUGGAACCGGAGACUACAGGCCAAAACCACAUGAUUUCUCCCGGUACGUUGGCGUAGGUGCAGCAUCGCCGGAGGCCACAGGUGAUCUCAGUCAUUUGUUGAGAGCAGCUCCACACGCCCCCCCGCCCACGGCCCGGCAGGCCUACGUGGGCGAGGUGGGGUGGGGGUGGCGGUACAACCAGCUGCUGAAUAACGGCACGCUGCUCAGCAAUAUGCAAAUUAAGAAAACUGAAUUUCGUGCAGAACUGGAAGACAAAGCCACUCAGAAGUUUCAGAACCAAAACAACUAG